This is a messenger RNA of Mizuhopecten yessoensis (Yesso scallop), 849 nucleotides long. RefSeq lists its product as uncharacterized. The coding region runs from base 1 to 849 and encodes 282 amino acids. The transcript has a single exon. The record is from RefSeq and is a predicted model, not a curated record. Lineage: Eukaryota; Metazoa; Mollusca; Bivalvia; Pectinida; Pectinidae.
AUGAAUUCCCAAGCUGAAGAAGAUUUUGUGUUUGCAUAUUUGCUGGGUACAUACAUCCAGUCUUUACGUCAGCAAGAAGAAGGCCAGCAUCAAUUACAGAGAGGGAAGGCCAGAUUGGAGCAGGUAGCAAGAAGGCGGAUGAGAAAACCAAGAUCCAUAUGGGUGCAAAAAUGGUUAUCGGAAGACAGAAGGCAGCAGCUGGGCCACUACUCAACAUUUCUCACCAGAGAGCUCCGCACCGAAUAUGUAAACGCCUUCCAGAACUAUCAGAGGAUGCCUCCAGAGCUCUUCGACGAGAUCAUGGAAAGAGUAAUUCCAGCCAUCGAGAGACAAGACACGAAGUUUCGUUCUGCCCUACCACCUGGACUGAGGCUGUCAGUGACUCUGAGGCAUCUGGCCACUGGAGACAAUUACUCGUCACUCUCCUAUGCGUUCAGGUGCAGUAAAGCAUCCAUCUGCCAUAUGGUGCCAGAAGUGUGCAAGGCCAUCGUGGAAGCCAACAAGGAUGAAGUGUUCGCUGUUCCUGUGACGCCCGAUGAGUGGAAAGCCCUUGCCCAGAAGUUUGAAGACAAGUGGAAUUUGCCCCAUGCGGUGGGAGCUCUGAACAGGAAGCAUAUUGCCAUCAGCAAGCCACCCAACACAGGCUCCAUGUACCACAACUACAAGGAGUUUUUCAGUAUCCCUCUCCUCGCCUUGGUGGAUGCCCAGUAUCGUUUCAUUUGGAUUGAAGUUGGUGGAGUGGGACACAUGUCUGAUGCCCAAAUCUAUAAUGACUCAGAGCUCAGUGAACUCCUUAAAGAAGGCCUGAUAGGGUUGCCACCACCAUACCCUCUUAACAACGAUGAAUAA